GUCUGCAGGAUAGGAUUUAAAUAUUAGCGACUCCUAAAUUGAUGGAAAAUGUCUCCUAAAUAAUAUACAAGCUGCCUACAUGCAAAACGCCUCCUAAAUGAAAAAAAAAAUCUCAUAUGUAUUUACAUUUAUCUCAUAAUUUGGUUAUCUAUGUAAAACCAAUUCUUAUCAGUUUCUUCGCUGUAUGUUCCACACAUCAUUCUUAAUAUCCAUUCUAUCGGGCAUCUCAAAUCCUCCCAUUUUGUACCAAGGUUUUAUGUAUCUCGUUUUAAAGUAAUUUUAAAUUAAAAUGGCAUCCCAAGUGCUCCGAUUUGAAUCUGGUGACUCUGACAGCGAUUCGAACUCUGAAAAUGAGACCAACCCAAGGAAGAAAAGAAAAAUAUGUGAGUGGGAGUUGCAUCAGGAGUUUAAUAGUAAACUUGAAGCACAGAAUUUCCUAAAAGAGCAAAAAGAAUGGAAAUACUUGAAUCAGUAUUCUACGGAAAAAGAAGAAAUUUUGAAAUAUGUUUGUCGAGUGUCAAAAGCGUGUAGCUCGAAAUCAAGGAUUAUUCUACCAAAAGAUUCAUUGAAAGCAUCAGUCGAAAAGACAAUUGCAAACCAUGACCAUGAGCCAAAACCUUUUCGUGGUAUUUCCGAUGAAACAAAAAAAAUCAUAGAUAAUCUUUUUGAGAUUGGAACGACGAAACCAACUACCAUUAAAAGAGCGUUACAACAACAAAAUAUAAUUAUAAAGAAGACACAAAUUGCAAACUAUUUGGCAUCAAAGCGCAGAAAUCGGGGACCUAAAAUCAUCUCAUUAGGAGAACUGCAAGCAGAGGCAAACAAAUACAGUCAACUUCCUCACGACUUGGAUGAACCGUACGUUGAUAAUUCUGGACUUGAAUUUGAAGAGAAUCAAAAGUGGUUUGGAGUAUUUUUAUCGACAAAGAGAUUGCUAGACAUUGCGCUUCAAACACAAGUCAUUCAUUGCGACGCAACAUAUAAAUUAUCAUGGGAAGGAUUCCCCGUACUGGUUAUAGGAGUGUCUGACAAGGACAGACACUUUCAUCCUCUUGGUAUUUCCGUCACAGCAUCAGAAACGACGAGGGACUUCGAGUUUCUUUUCCGUAGUAUGGUGACAAGCGUCGGACACAACUAUUCUCCCAAGAUUUUAAUUGCGGAUGCAGCAGAAGCAAUCACCAAUGCAUUCAAGACAGUUUUUGGAGAUGACUUCAUUCGUGUAUUUUGUUGGUUUCAUUUAUGUAAGAACAUUGACUCGCAUAAAUCCCUUGUUAAGGAUAAAAAUUUGUGGGCGGGUAUAAAAAAGAAUAUGUCACAACUUCAACUGGCUAAAUCUGUGGAGGAGUUUAAUGUUGCCCAAACAUUAUUCUGCCAAAAAUACAAAGAAAGUGCGAAGGAUUUUAUUGAGUACUUCAAAAAUGAACACAUUGCUCAAAGAUGUGGCUGGUAUGAAGGCUUGGCUCUGGGAUAUCCCUCUACAAAUAAUGGUUUAGAAUCAACAAAUGGAUGGAUUAAAAAGCAAGGAACAUUUAGGGAAUGUUUGUCUAUGGGUGACCUGUUUCGAUUUUUCAUGCAGCAAUGCAAAGUUUGGUCGGAUGAAAGAAAUCCUGCUACUCCAGAUGCAAAGUUGUUCAUCCACACUCCAACAUUAACUUUGCAAAUGCAAACUAACGCAUUCCAGUGGAUGACCAAAAAACCUGACAUCAAAUAUCGUACAAGUGGUGACUCAAUUCUUCAUUUCAUAUCUGCAAGUGGAAAGCCAAAAUUGAAAGAAGAUGACAUCAACAAAUUUCUCCGAAUGAACGAAAAGCUAUCAUGGAAAAGUUUUGACACCUAUCAACAAUCUACAACACGUCUAUGGAAAGUAACUUUCAAAAUCUCUAAUUGGCAAGAGUCAACAUGUACCUGCCCAGUAUUCAUGAAAACAUAUGUGUGUAAACAUUUAAUAGGACUUGCAGUUCAUAAGGGUUUAUUUGCACUUCGGCCUGAGGCUAAAACUAUUCGCCUAGGACGUCGGCGUGGUCCUGGUCGCCCCAAAAAAUCAAGCAAGGCGUUGUUAAAAAUGUAAAUCUAUGAUAAUAAUAUGAAAUAAAAGAUGUUUUUUAUAAAACAAUUUAGGAGCUACUUAUGGAUUUAUAUGAGGCCGCAAAAAAAAUAGUUAGAGACGUUUUGCAUGUAGCCACCUUGUAUAUUUUUUAGGAGACCUUCUGC
Messenger RNA from Folsomia candida, 2211 nucleotides. RefSeq lists its product as uncharacterized. The transcript is spliced from 2 exons. Lineage: Eukaryota; Metazoa; Arthropoda; Collembola; Entomobryomorpha; Isotomidae. Gene Ontology annotation, molecular function: zinc ion binding. The coding region runs from base 290 to 2068 and encodes 592 amino acids. The record is from RefSeq and is a predicted model, not a curated record.